CCUUUGUUGGCAGUCUAACGUAAGCAGCCUUCCCUGUCUCACACAAGCCGCCUAUUGGACUGAAAGAAAGAGCCCAAGCGAAGAGCAAGAACUUUGCUGAAAGAGUGGACUACUUUCCGCACGCCUCUUGUAGUGAUUGAGAAGACUGUGUGGUCAGUAUGGGGGGACUGCUCCGAAGGGAUGCUAGCAAGCCCUCCCCUUCUUCUUAGGGAUCCGAGCCUCUCCUUUUCUGGCAAAAAUCCUGCUCGGAUCGAUGAAGUUCGGAGUCUCUGCUGAGUUUUGGAGUUGUCCUGCAUCAAGAAGACUAGGACAGAACCACAGCACAUCAAGCCCACCAGGACUUGGUUCGAGGCCAAGUGGCCUAUCCCGCUCUGGACUUUUCGCAUGUUGGAGGGAGGGGAGAUCAUCGAGCGCUCCCGGAGGAAGAAAAGAUCCAGCAAGUCCUGUAUCCAGCAGAUGAAAAUGUUGGAGAUCUGUUUAAAGUUAGUGGGCUGCAAAUCCAAAAAGGGACUGUCCUCCUCCUCCAGCUGCUAUCUGGAAGAAGCCUUGCAAAGACCAACUAUAUCUGACUUUGAGCCUCAAGGUUUGAGUGAAGCUGCUCGGUGGAACUCCAAGGAAAACCUCUUAUCGGGACCAAGUGAAAAUGACCCCAAUCUGUUUGUUGCGCUGUAUGACUUUGUAGCCAGCGGGGACAAUACUCUCAGCAUCACUAAAGGUGAGAAGCUCCGUGUUUUGGGAUACAAUCACAAUGGAGAGUGGUGUGAGGCCCAGACCAAGAACGGACAGGGCUGGGUGCCCAGUAAUUACAUCACCCCCGUCAACAGCCCUGAGAAGCAUUCCUGGUACCACGGACCUGUGUCUCGAAACGCUGCAGAAUAUCUGCUGAGCAGCGGGAUUAAUGGCAGCUUCCUGGUUCGGGAGAGUGAGAGUAGCCCCGGGCAGAGGUCCAUAUCGCUGAGAUAUGAAGGCAGGGUUUACCACUACCGUAUCAACACUGCUUCUGAUGGAAAGCUUUAUGUGUCAUCAGAUAGCCGAUUCAACACACUGGCAGAGCUGGUCCACCAUCACUCCACUGUGUCCGAUGGACUGAUCACCACACUGCACUACCCCGCUCCAAAACGUAACAAGCCCACUAUCUAUGGUGUGUCACCCAACUACGACAAGUGGGAGAUUGAGAGGACAGACAUCACUAUGAAGCACAAGCUGGGCGGCGGUCAGUAUGGAGAAGUUUAUGAGGGCGUGUGGAAAAAGUAUAACUUGACUGUGGCGGUAAAGACUCUGAAGGAGGACACAAUGGAAGUGGAAGAGUUUUUGAAAGAAGCUUCUGUGAUGAAGGAGGUUAAACACCCCAACCUGGUGCAAUUGUUGGGGGUUUGCACGCGGGAACCCCCGUUUUAUAUAAUUACGGAGUUCAUGACAUACGGUAACCUGCUGGAUUACCUGCGGGACUGCAAUCGGCAGGAGGUGACAGCCGUGGUGCUGCUCCAUAUGGCAACUCAGAUCUCAUCUGCUAUGGAGUAUUUAGAGAAGAAGAACUUCAUUCACAGGGAUCUUGCAGCCAGAAACUGCCUCGUUGGGGAAAACCACUUGGUAAAAGUAGCUGAUUUUGGUCUAAGCCGUUUGAUGACAGGCGACACGUAUACUGCCCAUGCAGGGGCUAAAUUCCCCAUUAAGUGGACUGCCCCUGAAAGCUUAGCUUACAACAAGUUCUCCAUCAAGUCGGAUGUGUGGGCUUUUGGUGUUUUAUUGUGGGAAAUUGCAACAUAUGGCAUGUCCCCUUACCCUGGCAUUGAUCUGUCACAAGUGUACGAACUGCUGGAGAAGGAUUAUCGCAUGGAGCGUCCGGAGGGCUGCCCUGAGAAAGUGUAUGAACUCAUGAGAGCAUGUUGGCAGUGGAACCCUCUUGACCGGCCAUCCUUUGCUGAAAUUCAUCAAGCCUUUGAGACCAUGUUCCAGGAGUCCAGUAUAUCAGAUGAGGUGGAGAAAGAGCUGGGGAAAAAAGGUCUCAAGGUUACGGUCAGCAAUCUCUUACCACCCCCUGAACUUCCAACAAAGACUAGGACAACCAGAAGAGUGGCUGAGAACAAGGAAGAUAACAUAGAUACCUCACAUGUCCGGGGAGCCGGGGAACAAGAUGUCUUGGAAAUUGAGCCAGCUGUUUCUCCUCUUGUGCCUCGCAAGGAGAGAGGUGGAGCUACAGAUGGUGUACUUCCAGAAGAUGACCGUCUGUUUCCCAGUCAGAAAAAAAACAAUAUCUUCAGUACUCUGAUCAAAAGGAAAAAGAAGACCGCUCCUACCCCACCCAAACGUAGCAGUUCAUUUCGUGAAAUGGAACAAAGGUGUUUAGAGGGAGAAAAUAGAGAUCCCAGUUUUGGAGGCGACCUUGAUGCUCUAAAAUUUUCAAGUAAUGGUGUGGCCAUGACUAAUGGCUCAGUGCAAGGGAGCACCAGUUUUCUGCCCUCACAGUGGAAAAAGUGUGGCACAGUGGUAGGUCGGCAGCCACCACCAGGUGAAGAGGAUAGUAACAGCAACACAGGCAAACGAUUUCAAAGAUCCUCCUCUGCAUCCUGUAUGCCCCAUGGAUCCAAAGACAUGGAGUGGAGGUCAGUCACUCUUCCUAGGGAAAUGCCAUCAACCAGGUGUAAUUUGGAUGUAUCUAGUUCUGGGAGCAGCCAAAAAAGUGAAAAACCAGCUCUGCCUCGAAAGCGAGGCAAUGAAGGCAAACCAGACUUUUCAUGUCCCAGAGGGGCAGUCACACCACCUCCUCGUUUACCCAAAAAAGGUGAGGAGCCUGUGGAUGAAGUGUUUAAAGACCCAGAACCAAGUCCAGAAUCUAGUCCACCCAACCUUACACCUAGAUUACCACGUAGAAAACCUGGUGGCCCUUCCUCUUCUGCAUUACAAAAGGAGGAGACCGGAAACAUCAAAACUGGGUUAGACCUGGUUUCCUUGGUCAGACAACCAACAGGUUCAGGUAAAGCUGAAGCAGAACUUCGUCUCCGGAGACUAAAGCCAACUGAAACACAAAACAAAGACAAAAUUAAACCAUUGAAGGUCAAACCGAGCCCACCGCUACUACUUUCCAGCCCAGCCACUUCCUUGUCUUCCACCAGCUCCUCUAACUUGGGUAAGUCUACCAAACUUUCCUCCCAGACCCCAAGUCAUGAUUCCAGCACAAGUGAAACUAAGCACAAACCGACAAACCAGAGCGAGGAGCACUCAAGAAUAAGCUCUUCUGUGACUGACAUUGCCAAGAAGACAGUAUUAAUGUCCAACACCAAACCCCAGCCUUCAGAAAAAAGGGCUGGAUCUCAGGCAGGCAUAGGAGGAGCAGCCGAUCAAGCACAGCAACCAGCAACGUCUUCCACUGCUUUUAUUCCCCUCCUUUCCACGAGAGUUUCCUUGCGGAAGACCCGCCAACCUCCAGAGAAACUGCUGAGUGGAACAGUCACAAAGGAGACUUUAUUGGAGAGCACAGAGUGCCUCCGAGCUGCCAUCAACCGUAACUCUGAACAAAUGGCUAGCCACACUACAGUACUUGAGGCUGCCAAAAACCUACACGCUUUCUGUACCAGUUACGUGGACUCUAUUCAACAAAUGAGGAACAAGUUCGCUUUCAGAGAAGCCAUGAGCAAGCUGGAGAACAGUCUCCGAGAUCUUCAAAUCUGCCCCGCUGCUGUCUCCACUGGAGGAGGACCUGCCACACCUCAGGACUUUAGCAAGCUGCUUGCCUCUGUAAAAGAGAUCAGUGAUGUAGUCCAGAGGUAGCAUUUGAAAUUCAGGGUUUUAAAUUCAAGCUGAGAAUAGAGGACAUCAGGGGGACAAUUGAACAAGUCUCAACCCUUGCUCAUUCCUUGGGGGUCAAGCUCGGUCAUCAUGGUUGCUUUAAUACUGAUGCCUCAAAGAAGUGUUAUGCAUCUGAACUUUGGUUUGGUGACAUUGAGGCCUGUUAUGCCAUUUGACAUCACAGAUUCACACCUUUCCUUAAAAGAGCACACUCCUUUUUUCACUCUACUCAAGAGACUGCAGUUCUCUCUGACACGGACCUUAGGGGUCUACAGCUUUCUUUUUUUGUUAAAGUCCUUAAUUCUUCACAAUACUGGAACCUGUGUGGGACUUGUAUGCAGGCAGUAUUGUAAAACAGAACCAAUGCCAUUGUCUAACACUGCUACUUCCUUAUUGCCACUGCCUCAUGCGAUAGAGAACACCAGGAAAUGAAGGGGGAUGAUUAUUCUGGCCUUCUCUGGGCAAACAAAUUCUUGAAGAGUGCACAGAUCCCAAAAACAUUCCAAAACUUUUUACCUGAAAUGUAUUGAGCACAUUAAAAAGGACAAUGUUGCAUUCCAUGUUUUAAUUUAGUAGUUAUCUCUAGCAGAGUUCUGUUGGGAUAGCUGUUUCUCAUUUCCUCUUUAAGCAA
This is a messenger RNA of Nanorana parkeri, 4417 nucleotides long. It is a transcript of the gene ABL1, whose product is annotated as ABL proto-oncogene 1, non-receptor tyrosine kinase. Bases 385 to 3768 code for a protein of 1127 amino acids. Lineage: Eukaryota; Metazoa; Chordata; Amphibia; Anura; Dicroglossidae. Gene Ontology annotation, molecular function: non-membrane spanning protein tyrosine kinase activity; ATP binding; protein binding. Gene Ontology annotation, biological process: protein phosphorylation; regulation of apoptotic process. The transcript is spliced from 11 exons. The record is from RefSeq and is a predicted model, not a curated record.